AUGACAUUAAACAACGUCACUCAGCUUUCCAUCCCCCUCCCACACUCCCUCGACACCCGCAUCCACAUCCACCUCACCGUCAAGGCCAAAGCCGCCACCCUCUUCCUCACCUCCACAACGCAAGAUGAGCCCUCAUCGACAGCAUCACUAGGCUCCUUCGUCUACGCCCUCCCCAACAGACUUGAUCCCGCGCAGCCCCUCUCGACAGACAUCUACUCGGUGGAGUCGACGCUCGAGUUCACCACGCGGAUGGCCAAGCUGCUCGCCAAGCGGGCCGACAUGCCCGUCUACGUCGGCUGCUCGAUGAACCUGGGCGGCAACGCCAUGGCGCUGUCGGUCGAGGAGGAGAUGGUGGCGUUCCGCGCGGUCGUGGACGUCGUCAUGGCGAGGCUCAAGGGGCAGGCGGCCGUCGUCAACGGCGGUCCCUGA
Colletotrichum karsti is the source of this 429-nucleotide messenger RNA. RefSeq lists its product as uncharacterized. The transcript has 2 exons. Gene Ontology annotation, biological process: proteasome assembly. The record is from RefSeq and is a predicted model, not a curated record. Lineage: Eukaryota; Fungi; Ascomycota; Sordariomycetes; Glomerellales; Glomerellaceae. Bases 1 to 429 code for a protein of 142 amino acids.